Diabrotica balteata is the source of this 809-nucleotide messenger RNA. Lineage: Eukaryota; Metazoa; Arthropoda; Insecta; Coleoptera; Chrysomelidae. The record is from the annotation of a GenBank genome assembly.
UCAAAACUCAAGAUGAAAGUUUUAGUUGCUGUUGCCUUUUUGGGAUAUGUCCUUUCUGGCUCUUUUGGUCGCUCUCCUGACAUCGUGCCCCUCCCUGACGGUUUAAGUGGAGAGGGCAUCACCACCACAUACUGGGAUUGUUGUGCUCCCUCAUGCUCGUGGUACCCCUAUGUUAAAACUAAGAACGGCAUUCCUGAUCAGACCUGCCAAAUCGAUGGUGUUACGAACAGCACUACGGAAGAUAAUGGUCAUUCAGGAUGUAGAGAACGAGGAGUUGCCUACACAUGCAAUAACCAACAACCUUACGUCGUAAAUGAGACCUUGGCAUUCGGUUGGUCGGCUGCUUCUUUCCAAGUUGGCAUAGACACGUCCAACUGUUGUCACUGUAUGUUAUUGUCUUUUAAGGACAGGCUAGCUGGAAAACAGAUGUUGGUCCAAAUUGUUAACACAGGAUCUGACUUAACUGAAAACCAAUUCGAUCUUCAAAUUCCCGGAGGUGGUGUCGGUAUAUUCAAUCGUGGAUGCAUGACUCAAUGGGGAACUGGUGAAGACGGUUGGGGUAGAAGAUAUGGAGGUGUUUCAACCAUUGAAGAGUGUACUCUACUACCAGAAGUCUUGCAACCUGGAUGCAGAUUUAGGUUCCAGUUCUUGGAAGGGGUCGAUAAACCUAAAGUGAGCUUUCAAGAGGUAAAAUGCCCUGUCGAGCUUAUUGCUGUUUCUGCUUGUGGAGAUUUGGACUAAGUUGAAUUUUUUUAAAGAUGUUCUGCGAAUAGUUUACUUUUUAAUGAAAAUAUAUGUACUUUUACUAA